AAAUUGACAUUUCAGUUUUGUUUUGAUUGGUUUUAGUAAUUUACGUAAAUUAAUGUGAAAUUUACAUUUGUGAUAUAAUACAUGGCGUGUAUAUUAAGAAGUGUGAUAAAAUCUACUUUGCAAGGAAGGCAAACUGCGUCUAGAUGUGUGAAAGCAGUUAUUCAUAAUGCAGCGGCUAGCAACGCUAUAGCCAAUAUCAAUGACAGUAAAGUCGAAACAAAACCAAAGCUAUUACUUAGUGACUCUUGCAUAAAACGUUUACGUGAAAUUUGCCAAGAUGGUUCAUUUCUGCGUAUUACUGUGGAAGGUGGUGGGUGCUCUGGUUUUCAAUACAAAUUUGAUCUAGACACCAAGAUACAAGAAGACGACCUCCAAUUUGGGGAGGAGAAGGCAAAAGUUGUUAUCGAUAAUGUAUCGUUGGAGUACUGUACUGGCGCUACGGUUGAUUAUCACAUUGAACUAAUACGUUCAGGUUUUAGAAUGAUGGCAAAUCCGCAGGCGGAACAGGGUUGCUCCUGUGGAGCUUCCUUCUCAAUAAAAUUAGACUAAGAAAUUGUAGGCUUACAUUAUACAAGAAGACGACCUCCAAUUUGGGGAGGAGAAAGCAAAAGUUGUUAUCGAUAAUGUAUCGUUGGAGUACUGUACUGGCGCUACGGUUGAUUAUCACAUUGAACUAAUACGUUCAGGUUUUAGAAUGUUGGCAAAUCCGCAGGCGGAACAGGGUUGCUCCUGUGGAGCUUCCUUCUCAAUAAAAUUAGACUAAGAAAUUGUAGGCUUACAUUGUUAGUGUUAUAAAUUUACAUAAACUUAAAAAGAAAUUAAAUAAUUUUAUUUCUAUAUUAAAUAUAUAUAUAUAUG
Molecule: messenger RNA, 858 nt
Organism: Teleopsis dalmanni
Lineage: Eukaryota; Metazoa; Arthropoda; Insecta; Diptera; Diopsidae
Product: iron-sulfur cluster assembly 2 homolog, mitochondrial-like
Exons: 3
Coding region: 82-549 (155 amino acids)
Biological process (GO): iron-sulfur cluster assembly
Cellular component (GO): mitochondrion
Molecular function (GO): 4 iron, 4 sulfur cluster binding; 2 iron, 2 sulfur cluster binding; iron ion binding
Source: RefSeq, a predicted model, not a curated record